This is a messenger RNA of Penicillium arizonense, 4971 nucleotides long. RefSeq lists its product as uncharacterized. Gene Ontology annotation, biological process: proteolysis; DNA integration. NCBI's taxonomy places the organism in Eukaryota, Fungi, Ascomycota, Eurotiomycetes, Eurotiales, Aspergillaceae. The transcript has 4 exons. The record is from RefSeq and is a predicted model, not a curated record. Gene Ontology annotation, molecular function: nucleic acid binding; aspartic-type endopeptidase activity. The coding region runs from base 1 to 4971 and encodes 1656 amino acids.
AUGUCGAGCUCCCACCAAACCCGGUCGCGUUCGCAGCAACAAACUGCCGAUACUGCGACCCAACCUCGACCUACACCUGCGCCCCCGUCUGAGCCCUCCCUCGAUGAGCUUAGAGACCGGAUUGCGCAGGCAGAAGAGGCAUUGGCCCGACGUGAACUCGAAUCUCGCCUAGAUGCGUUGACCAACCCUCGCACCCGAGCGACCGAAGUGACCGACACGCCCCUAGGGACUAUUCAGGCCCUACGCCUUCAGCCACCUCGGGCGGAUGCGAAGAUCAAGCCAUUCGCAGGGUCGAAUACCCAAGAAUACUACACAUUCGUGAAUCGACUUGAGAGUCACUUCGAACAACACCCCCAGUGGUACGCCUUCGCACCUAAUAAGGUGACUGCUGCGGCCACCUAUCUGUCAGACGAUCGCCACAACCAAUGGCGAGCGCACCUACAGUCCUUCUCGGAACGACCCACCUGGCAGGAUUUCACCGAAUUCUGCUUGCGGCUUGUCAACAACCCCGAGAACAUAUACCGCGAAGCUACCCUUGCGUACAUGCGACGGACCCAGAGGCACAAUCAGUCCGUACGUGCGUUCGCAACCGAGCUAGACACUAUUCACCGGCAGCUACAAUACCCUUAUGAAGAUGAGCAUCGUAAGGAGCAUCUCUGGGCCAAGGUCCUAGAUGUCAUUCGCACCGAAGCUGUCAAAUACCCCAAUGAGCCUGACACUUACGAGGCUUAUAUCGGCCACCUUCACAUGGUCGAGAACCAGCUUCCAGAAAGGCGGAAGCUGCUUCGCACUCAGUCUGAUAUAGUGCGGUCGGAUCAAGAAGCGAGUAUACCCCUUCGGUCCCGUAUCACACGUGACCCGAAGACCUAUUCGCACCAAAAAGAUCACAAAAAACGGAGCGUUGGCGACUCGAACCAGGAGCCUCGCCGUAGCGCAUCCAAGAGAAAAUUCACUCAACCCCCUACACAAUCGGGGGCUGUUUCCUGCUAUCGAUGCGGGAAACCGGUGUUUAGAGCUGCCAAAGCACUAGUAGGGGUUCCUAGAAGGCAGAGCGACCGAGCCUUCGCAUGCGAAGUCUCAAUCCUUACCCAGGAGGGUAGUAAGGACGCAUGGGCGCUAGUCGAUAGCGGAGCAGAGCAAAGCUUCAUUAACCAGCGCUGGGCGAAGGAGCACCUUCUAGGUGAGGAAGUGACACCUUCGCAGGGGUCUGUCACAUUUGACGGACACCCUAUCACUUCCUACGGGAACCGCGAGGUCGACUGCGAAGUUAGGGAUAGCGAUGGGAUCCUGAACUCCCUCGUCAUCCCUUGCGAAUCUGUUGAGAUCGCAGGAUACGACAUUAUCCUCGGACAUGAUUGGCUCGUGCGAGCUAAUCCGGACAUCAACUGGGCCGAGGAUACGUGGAAAUGGCGGCCACCAACUGGCCGAAGGGGAGACAAGAUAACUGCAGCGGCUUGCUAUCGAGAAAUCCUCGCAGGGGCCACGAUGCUGGUGGUGAGACGGCCACCCUGCGCUGCUCGCUACGGCGGCCGGUACGGGGGAUGCCUUCCCGGAAACCUACAGGAGUAUGAGGACGUCUUCGAUGCGUCCCAGGCGGCUAGGUUGCCUGAGAACUCUGCGCAUGAUCAUCCAAUCGAUCUUCAGCCGGAUUCGCAGCCACCUUACCGCCCAAUUUAUUCAUUAUCGGCAAAGGAAUUGGAGACCCUUAGGGAAUAUAUCGAUGAUGCGACCCAAAAGGGCUGGAUCAGACCCUCACAGAGUCCGGCGGGCGCACCCAUCAUAUUUGUCCCUAAGAAAGACGGUUCCUUGCGCCUUUGUGUCGAUUAUCGGGGUCUCAAUGAGAUCACGAUCAAGAAUCGAUACCCCUUACCAUUAAUUGGUGAGACCAUGGACCGGUUAUCGGGUGCGGUGAUCUACACCCAGCUUGACAUCCAGGACGCCUAUCAUAGGAUUCGCAUUCGCAAGGGGGAUGAGUGGAAAACCGCGUUUCGCACCCGAUACGGUCACUUUGAAUACACGGUCAUGCCAUUUGGGCUGGCUAAUGCGCCUGCGACGUUCCAGUCAUAUAUCAACCGCGCAUUGAGCGAUCUGCUCGAUAUCUGUUGCGUUGUCUAUUUAGACGACAUUUUGAUUUACUCCCAGAGUGAGGAGGAGCAUAUCCUUCAUGUGAAGAAGGUUCUGGACAGGCUGCGCACGUAUCGACUGUACGCGAAGCGCACACCCUUGACGGCCACCACGAAAGGCCAGGGUAGCACUAAGAAGCGUGCGAAUCGCAAUAAGGCUACUUUCACUCUUACCCCGGAAGCACGGAAGGCUUUCGAAGAGCUCAAACGCCGCUUCACGGAACCACCGGUGCUAGCCCAUUUCGAUCCUGCGAAGCCAAUUCGCGUUGAACCUGAUGCCUCAGGUUACGCAGUCGCAGGGAUCGCUAGCCAGCAAGACCAGGAGGGUCGCUGGCACCCAAUUGCUUUUUGGUCAAGGAAAAUGAUUGAUGCGGAGACCCGCUAUGAGACGCAUGAUGCAGAAUUGCUUGCGAUUGUCGAAUCCUUUAAGCAUUGGAGACAUUACCUCGAAGGGAGCAUCUACCCAGUGGUGGUGCUUUCCGACCACGCUAACCUGCGCUACUUCAUGUCGACCAAGGACCUUAGUAGGCGUCAGGCUAGGUGGGCUGAAAAGUUAGCUGCGUUCGAUUUUGUAAUCGAGCAUCGCCCGGGUGUGAAGAACCCCGCCGAUGCGCCUAGCAGGAGACCCGAUUACGCACCCAAGGACGGGGAAUUCAGGAAGAAUUCGCUUUUACCCACACUUCAAGAUAAGCUGCGAAUCACAAUGGGUAUAACAGAGUCAAACAGCGGCCAGUUAGCAGAGGCUGUACGUACUCAAGGGCAAGAGGCCCUCGCAGGAUGGUCCUGCAAGCGAUCUAGUGUAGAUCAGAUGGAGUCAGGCAGCAUAGUUGCACGUACUCCAGGGCAAGAGGCCCUCGCAGGAUGGUCCUGCAAGCGAUCUAUAAUAGAUCGGACGGGAAAUGCUGUUCGGCAGCCUCUCUCCCUUGAGAAAGCAGGAGGAUCCUGCGAAAGGUCUAAUUUAGACCAAAGCGAUGUGAGUGUCGCGCCAGCGCCGGGGUUAGGUGGUAUCCCAACGAAGUCCAGUGCUACCGGACCGGUGGCUGAGAAUAUAUGGGAUUCCGAGGAACCCAUAGUGAGAGCGCAGGGAUGGCGAGACAGUUCCGAAGGACCGCGAACUCUCUCCCCUACGCUGGGGACCGGUACUAUUGCGUGCCGGGGCCUCGCAGGCUUAAAUGGUGAUUGGCCAAGUCCUGUAAUCGGUGGGAGUGCCGAUAGUGCCUGCGAAGAUAUCAAAGAUAUAGCAGAUGAGUACCAUGCCGAUGGCGAUACAGGGAUUCUAGACCCCCUGGUGCCACGCCUCCUUGCGCGGGUAGCAAUGGAUGGUGAGACAGCAUACUCGCACACAUUACCAACUUCUAUGGUGGAGAUUGUCAAGUAUGCGCAGGGAAGGGAUCCUAAAGCGCUAGAUAUCUCUCGCCAACUAAUAGAGGGGAAUAAUGGUGCGAGGCUGAAUGGUACGCCCUGGAGUAAGACAUCAGAUGGUCUACUUAGGUUUGAUGAUCGCGUAUACGUCCCUUCAGCGACUGAGCUGAAAGAGGAGAUACUGCGAACGCACCACGAUGAUCCUCAGGGAGGACAUUACCGGGUGAAGCGCACCCUAGAUGCGGUGCGUAGACGAUUCUAUUGGCCUGGACUCACCCAAUAUGUCAAGGAAUACGUCGAAGACUGCGAGAAUUGCCAAAGGAAUUUGGUUCGCAGGCAUAAGCCGUACGGGCUAUUGCAACCUUUGCCUGUGCCUGAACGGCCAGCGCAGUGGGUCAGUUUGGACUUUAUUACUGGCCUACCACCCUCUUCGUGGAGAGGAAGGGUCUAUGAUGCGAUCCUAGUGAUAGUGGAGAUGUUCACUAAGUAUUCCUUUUACCUGCCGUGCACUAAGGAUAUUGACGCACCCGAUUUAGCGGAAUUGCUCUACGAGCGCAUCAUCCCUAUUAUGGGGAUGCCCGAGAACCUCGUCAGCGAUCGAGGCAGCCUUUUCACCAGUCAAUUCUGGUCCACGUUUUGCUACUGCCUCGCAGUGAGAAGACGUCUCUCUACAGCCUACCACCCUCAAACAGACGGUCAGACUGAGCGUCAAAAUCAGACGCUAGAGUAUUUCCUCCGCUCCUACGUCAAUUGGGAACAGGACGACUGGGUGCGAUGGCUCCCAAUGGCUCAGUUCGCAUAUAACCAGACUCCUCACAGUGCGUCCGGUGUCUCCCCGUUCCAGGCACUACUCGGGUUCAAGCCAGACCUCCGAGCUAGCGUGAAUGAGCUUCCGCAAGAGCAUCACCGGGACGCAGUGAGUCGGAUACAGGAUAUCCAAGAGAUGCGACACUUUCUCCAUGAGAAGCUAGUUAAGGCGAAAGACGCAAUGAAGCGCCAUUACGACAAGAAUCACCUUGAGAAGGUGUUUAGGGUUGGAGACCUAGUCUACGUGCGAUCCAAGCAUAUUGAGACGGGUCGCCCUAGCAAGAAAUUGGAUGCAAAGAUGAUUGGCCCCUUCGCUAUCAUCGAGAAAUUCGGCUCGCAGUCAUACAAAUUGAGACUACCGCCGCUCCUCCGCCAUAUUCAUCCGACAUUCCAUGUCUCUAUGUUAGAGGAGCAUCAUGGAAACGCUUCGCAGGAGGGUCCUGCACCCAUCAUUGUGGAUGGUCAACCCGAAUACAAGGUUGAGCGCAUCCUUUCCCACAAGGGGACCAAGCCUCGCAUGUACCGGGUUAAAUGGGAAGGCUACGGUGAUAUAGAAGCAACAUGGGAGCCUCGAGAGAACCUGGAGCAAUUACAGGCGCUACAGGAAUACGAAGAAAAGCUACAGUGCGAACCUGAAAGGACUUCAAAGCGCCAGAGGCGCGCGGGAAACAAAUCUUGA